Messenger RNA from Hyalella azteca, 2516 nucleotides. Its product is annotated as transmembrane protein 185A. NCBI's taxonomy places the organism in Eukaryota, Metazoa, Arthropoda, Malacostraca, Amphipoda, Hyalellidae. The transcript is spliced from 7 exons. The coding region runs from base 99 to 1190 and encodes 363 amino acids. The record is from RefSeq and is a predicted model, not a curated record.
UUGACAGUUCUGCUUAUAGAAUUUCAUCAAUUCAUGGAUUGCUCUGAUUUCACCAAGUUGUUGAAAGUUCAAGCAGCAGGUUUUGCCUGAAAAUUGCAAUGAACCUUCAAGCCAUGUUUCGUGAUUUCAAUCCCGGAAAAUUUCUGGUGUGGCUGUGCGUGUGUGUGUUCACAGCACUCCUUUCAUUGCGGCUGGACAAGCUACUUGACUGGACGUACUGGGCUGUGUUUGCUCCCUUGUGGCUAUGGAAAGCUUUUGUUGUUGCUGGUGCUCUUGUUGCCAACAUCGUGUGGAUAAAAAAUCCUCAUUACAGGCUGGAAGGGCAGUCUGCCAUCCAAUACCGAGCACUGCUCAUCUCGCUGGGAAUUCAUCUCUUUAUUCUUCUAUUUGAGUUGCUAUUAGCAGAUAAUCUUGAAACGGGAAGACAUUCUUGGCUUAGCGUCUUUUCUCCGCUGAUUGUGAUUAGCUUAGUUUCCAUUGCAGCUUGCAUUUGGGGUGUGAAGCAUAAUCGUUCCAUAGAACUGGAACUGUAUUGCUCUGUGAACCUUCUUCAGUUUAUUUUUGUGGCUCUCAAGCUGGAUGGCUACAUUGCUUGGCCUUGGGAGGUGGUGCUGGUGCCGGCAUGGGUGGUGGUGUGUGCCAGCAUCGUGGCGGUGCUGUACAGCAUCGUGUUCGCAGGGCUGCUGCUCAGGCUGCCUGAGGUCAACGCGGACCGCAGGAGAACUUCUCUCAACAGCGCCAUCGCUUACACGUGUCUCGUGGCACCCCUACUAUGUUUCUUGAUCACCCUGGCGAGUAAACUGAACGGGGAGAGUCGCAAUUCUUACACGAGUAUCGUGAUGCCGCUCUACAUCACCUACUGCACGCGCCUGGCCAUGGCUUUCUCCAGUAAACGAGCUAACCAAUGGUGGUUUGGGCUGCGUAAGGACAUGUGCCAGUUCCUACUGGGCGUGUGUCCACUACUGCAGGAGUAUGCCAACAUAUCCUACGCUCUGCCUGUGCCACAGGACGACGAGCAGCAACAAGCUCUCGAAGAGCCCAAUCCUGCAGCUGAAACACCAAAUGCCAGCGCUCUAACUCGCGCCGAUACCGACAGCCGAGGCAGCAAGAAGAAGAAGAAGCAGCUGGGGCACGGUCGGGCUAAGGAUAAGGAAGUCGUUCCUCAUAUUAGUCUCGAAGUUCCUGAUUGAAUCUCUUUACCGAUCUACAUUUUCGAAUAAGUGCGAAUGGCUUUUGUUAGCGAAGAUAUUGUUAUAAAUAACUUAAUUACCUCAUAAGCGUAACAGUGUCAAGCUUUAAUUAACAUGGACUGUGUUCAGCAAUAUAUUUAAUGUGACUUAUCAUAAUCAUGAAGUUUGUGUUGCUGGUAAUAGAAAGCUAAAAAGAAUUCAACUUCAAUUGAUGGUUACAUCAAUGCCUAAUGUUAUGUUUAAGCAGAUGAUAUUUGAGGACGUACCUAUAUUAUGGUUUCAUGCUUUAAGCAACUUUUCCGUGAAAUUGGGAUUGUAUAUAAUAUUUCAACAGAUAUUACAUGUAACCUCUCGUUGAAGCCAAGCUGGUCCAUCUGCCAUAAUUGAUUUCUCCGAUGAGAUAUGAAAUCAAAUGUUGACGAGGGUUGUACUGAAUAUGUUGUAAUAAUAUGUAUGUAUUUCUAUACUUCCACAUACUAGGCGUCAAUGUAGAGAAUGAUACUUAGAUUUAUUUUUUACGGUACGAGGCAGAAUGCAAGCCAACCAAAGGACAAAUCACAUCAGAUGUGUUUCAGUCAGUUUACUAUUCUCAACUAUUUACCAGGUCAUAAGCUAUUGGUAGCCUUGCCGACGCGCUGAAUCCUGAGUCAAAAGGUUCAAGCGGAUACUCAUCCCUGACAAACUCGCCCAAACUCGACUCCUUGACAAACCCUUGCCGCGUUAGGAGCGUGAAUAUCUUUCUCUGACGUGUCAGUAUUAAUAGCCAGCUCCGGUUAUAUUAUUUAUUCUUUGUCACGUAGCAGCAAUUAGAAGGACUGACCGGACAAAGCUAAAGAUACUACUCUGCACCCUGUUUACCUGCGUAAAGAGACCAAGGAAUUCACUGGUGUCUACCGGCACGUUAAUGAGCUGCCGUUUAGUUCGUUUCGUCGUUCGCGGCAGGGACGUCGAAAAUGGAUUUUCCUUUUGAAUACCCAAGAGCCCGGAAGCCCGCUGAUGCAACCUUGAACAAGUUUCCCGACUUUGCACCAAUCUCUCGUUUUCAUAGGUUUUCGAGGAGGCAUUGUGGAUUAUUUACGGCCGAAAUUACGCCAUCAUCACUGAUCUCACCAAUCGGUUGAACUUCUUCUGUAAAAUUUUCUGCAAAACGAUGAACUGCAUUACUGCACCAACUGCUCAUCAUCAUUCCGGAGCUCGUGCGAAGAAUGCGGACAAGAGCGACGACGACUUCUCAGGAGGACCGAAGAGAGUUUUGGCUUCGAAGUAUCUCCCCAGCUCGCUUCAGUAUGAAAUUCUUCAGUCUCACGCCUAGAUACUUGGAAUGCA